GUCACUUGCUCCACACGUUUGUUCUCGUCAGUCUCAAACGAGAUGGAAAACUCUCUGUUGAUGACUUUUGUGGCACUCCUGCUCUUUGGAGCUCGAGUAAUCAUUGCGCAAUCAACAAACACCACCCUGACAAAUAAUACAACUCCAGCAGCUCCAUGCAUACCCCCUACCCCAUCAACCCCAUGCCAGAACUUCACCGAAUAUAUCCCUCUGCCUCCUAUUCUGGCUCGGGUGAGGAUAUCCUGGAAGAUGGGGAGUCAGUGUGAUGGUCAGCUGUUUCUCUUACCCUCUGAAAAACAGGAGGCUUCCUUGUGCUUCGACAGUAACUUACCAGAAACAUGGUUGCGCGGACUUUGUAAGGACACUAGAUGUGGAAAAUAUACGAGCUUUAAGCGCAUAUCAGAAUAUGCAGAAGGUUAUUUUGUGCAUAGCAAUAUGACAUUGAACAAAACUUGGUGCCGUGGACGGCAUCUCACUUGCGAAGACCCUUUAGGAAAAGAAUUGGCUGCCUAUAAAGCAGUAACUGCCAUAUUGCUUCUCUUCAUCUUCAGUGUUAUUCUGCUUCAGUUUGGCCGGCCCACGUACAAAGCCAUCCGCAAAAGAUUUUCACAAAAACGGCAGAAUCGAUGGAUCGGCCCGACUCAGACUCAAAGUGUUUCCUAUCACAGAGGUCAAGCUGGUGGUCACCUAGACAACAAUACAGUAAAGCGACAGUCCUAUCCUGGUUUGGAGAAGCUGUCGGUAAACGCUAGUAGGGAGCCCUCGUCCAACAGAAACAGUGACUAUGAUUCAUAUGGAUUUAAUUGAAGACUUGUGCUGACAAAUGACAUAUUUAGUGUUUGGAGAGCAGACCAGUCUGUGUCCCAAGUCUCAUAUUGAAUCAGCGACAUUACUGUGAGCCUUCAGUUGAGAUGACAUUUAGCAAGUUGUGCACUGUGUACAUAUGUUUGAGAAGAACAAAGAACCUGAGAAAUCCAUUUAGCGUAGAUUUUUUAUUUACCAUCAAAGCAGUUCAUUUGUAGGCUUUGUUUAGUUUUUUUUUUUUUUUUGCAUUCACCUGUUUUUCAUGUGUACUUUUGUAAAAAGUGAAACUGUGCAGUUGGUAUGUUUGGUAUUCCUACUUGAUCUAAAAUUCUAUGUUGUUGGUGUUUAAUUAAUGUUGUCAGGUUGAUUCAGUCAUAUUAAAUACUUACUUAAAUAAAAUCUGUUCAUUUUGAAUGACCUACAUUUUCUAAAUUUAGUUUAUGUUGAUGUUGACCAAUGUGAUAUUGUUUUACUGGUCAAAAAUGUGCCAUUUUUGUUAUUUAUGAUUG
This is a messenger RNA of Paramisgurnus dabryanus, 1313 nucleotides long. It is a transcript of the gene cd5, whose product is annotated as T-cell surface glycoprotein CD5. The record is from RefSeq and is a predicted model, not a curated record. Gene Ontology annotation, biological process: T cell costimulation. Gene Ontology annotation, cellular component: plasma membrane. Lineage: Eukaryota; Metazoa; Chordata; Actinopteri; Cypriniformes; Cobitidae.